Messenger RNA from Colossoma macropomum (tambaqui), 1885 nucleotides. RefSeq names its product vascular endothelial growth factor receptor 3-like. The record is from RefSeq and is a predicted model, not a curated record. Bases 1 to 645 code for a protein of 214 amino acids. The transcript has 7 exons. Lineage: Eukaryota; Metazoa; Chordata; Actinopteri; Characiformes; Serrasalmidae.
AUGUACUUCUUGUCUCCUCCAGCUGUAUUAGGGAUAGUCCUGUCCACUUCUCACUGCCCUCUGACCCUGAGGUGUGAGGUGAAAGGAGAGUUUCUGAACCUGCGCUGGUUGCGGGACGGACUGCCACUGCCAGAGGACCAGAGAAUCUCCUUCAAUGAGACAAACCGGACCAUGCGUGUGUCCUGCCUGAACGCCUCAGACCGGGGAACAUACACCUGUCAGGUUUCAAAUGCAGCUGGAUCAUCAGAGGCACAUGUCAACAUCACACCAGUAAACAGUUGGUAUGACCCAAUACUGAUCCUGUACUGUACUGGAGGCACACUUAUUGCCAUCUUAACUUUGUGCAUCAUUUUAUUCUACAUCUGCAAAUAUGGCUGCUGUAGAACAGGUCCAACUGACAGAAGAAGAGGUCAAAGAAGAACAGAUGAUAUCGCAAUGGAAGAGCGUAUAUAUGACGAGCCUGUAUUUCGGCAGCAGGAAGACCCUGAUACUCCGAGAGUGGACCCAUUGCCAUAUGUCUACACAGACUUCAUAAAGCUGAAAGCUCUGCAGGCUGUGAAUAAUGAGCAACCUUCUGAAGACUUUGGCUACUCCACCAUACCAGAACUUCAGAUGAACAUACAGCCUCUUCAAACUCCCACAUGAGCCACUAUAGCAACAGGUCUGCACUGUGUUCUAAUGCUGGACUGAUGCACCCAUGGUACAUUUACUGUCUAUUAAGCAAUCUAGCUACAGCUAGUGGUGUGUUUUGCAGUGACCUCAGCAUGAUUCAUCAGAAUCUCAGCAGAUUUGCAGAACUGAAGCUCUUAAAAGGAAAUCAUGCAGUUUUUGUCUGUAAUGUAUUCUGUGAAUAUUGUAAUUCAAGUGUAAGGAGGUUUAUGUAGCUUCUCUAGUUCAAUGUUCCUCCAGUUUUGGUUCUGAGGCCCACUGCUCUGCACAGUUUAAUGUUUUGCCUGCUGGAAAAACUCCAGUUCAACUGGUGCCCUGCUUGUGGUGUAUAGAUGUAGAGCCAUCCCUGCACUCGAGCAGGCGCAUGGACUCAGUUGCCGUCCUGCUCAGUUUAGUGCAGUGAGUUAACUACUCUGGUACAGGUGGCACCCAGCUAAUACCCUGUGUUAGGCCAAAGCCAUCAGAAAAUGCUUGAAAAAUGAAAAUGAUUUGAAAAUGAACAAAUCUGAUGCAAUUCUAUUACAAAGUACAUUUUGGUUGUUUUUUGGUAAGGAAUUUAACUUAAUAUAAAACGCUGUGGUUUUGUAUGUCAUGUUAUUAUGUAUUCAUUUGUGUGGGCUAGAAUGCUUGGGUAGUUAAAGCAUGUACACUAUACGUCCAAAGGUUCGUAGACACCUGCUUAACAACAAAUCUUCUGCAAUCAAGGGUAUGAAUAGGGUGUUUGCCCCCCUCUUCACUGCAUUAACAGGUUUUGCUCUUCUAAGAAGGCUUUACAUUAUAGACUAUUAUGAGCACUUGAUUGCAUUCAACCUUAAGAGCAUUAGUGAGGUCAGGUGUUGAUGUUGGAUGAUUCAGUUUGGAUCCAGCUCAUCCCACAGGUGUUGGAUGGUGCUUAAUCACUUCAGAGAACUCAGUUCCACUGCUCCACAGCCCAAUCCUGGGGAGUUUUAUACCCCUCUAGCUGAUGAUUUGGCGUUGGGCUUGGUGAUCUUUAUGUUCAACUGCUUCAGAGAGUACCAUUUUAUUGGCAUUGCUUUUCAAUGCAGAUUAUACAAGAUGAUUGUGUGCUAUUGGACUCCUGUGCCAGCAAUUAAAGGAGCUGGUUUUACUAAUUUAGAUGGAAUGUCUGGAUACAUUUGGAUAUAUUGUGUACUUGAAGAAGGACAUUUUAUGUGAAAUUAAAAAUAGCUCCUUUUGAAGGUUAGUAGUAUUUAAA